CACAGGAUGGUGUAUUUUUGGACUUCGGGACAGAGCGAUGACCCCCCCCCGCGUCGCCAUUCAUAGAUAGCCGCGUGUAACGAACCAACGCCCGUUAACAUCCGACUCGAGGUGAAAACAACGGAAUCCACAGCGGCAGAUGGACGGAGCAGGUCGGGUACAAAACAAACCGUGUCACCCCGACCACACGAGUGGCUGAAUCAUUCACAGGCUAGCCAGCCGCCACACAGGCGGCGUCCGCGUUAACCUACACGCAGGUGUCCUGCGUGCAUCACUCGUCUGCUCGGCAGCUCGUUUCUAGCUGCUUCCUCGCGCUGAGCAGGUCUUCGCCGUAGCUGGAGAGAUUAAACCUCUGUCCGUCCACUACAGCAGCUGGCCAGCUAGCUAAUGUUAGCCGCGGCUAACGUUACCCCCCACUUGAACUGCUGAGUAACAGCCACAUAAUGUAGGCGAGAUUGCGAGACUGCGAUCGUUUUGGACAGUGUUUACUCCGAGUGGCUCGUCAGUUCGGGGCGACGCUUAGAAUGUGAAGCACCAUGGCCAAUUUUGAAGCUUACCAGGAGUACCAGAGAAUCGAGGACUUCGAGGAGGACUCUCCUCCCGGGGAGGAAGAUCUAUUGUUGCACGUGCCCGAAGGCCUGAAAGACUCAUGGCACCACAUCAAGAACCUGGAUAACUUCUUCGCAAGGAUCUAUCAUUUUCAUCAGAAGAAUGGCUUCGCUUGUAUGAUGAUGUCGGAGUUCUUUGAACUUGUUCAGUUUUUGUUUGUGGUCACGUUCACAACCUUCCUUGUAAACUGUGUGGAGUAUGACGUGCUGUUUGCCAAUCGAGCCGUCAAUCACACCACGCCAGGCCUGAACCCCUUGGACAGGAACAAAGUCACUCUCCCAGAUGCCAUUCUACCCAGCCAGCAGUGCACGCAAAGAAUUCAAGAGAACAGUUGGAUCAUCUUCCUUCUCAUCAUGGCAGCCAUCUUCUGGAUCUAUCGACUUGUUAAAGUCUUUUGCAAUGUUCUGAGCUACUGGGAAAUCAGGCAAUUUUACAUUAAAGCACUGAAGAUCAGAAUGGAUGAACUAUGCAACUUUACGUGGCAGGAAGUCCAGGACAGGCUUAUCAGCUUGCAGCGGGAGCAGCAAAUGUGCAUACACAAGAAGGAGCUGACAGAACUUGACAUCUACCACCGCAUCCUGCGAUUCAAGAACUACAUGGUGGCCAUGAUCAACAAAUCCCUGCUGCCUGUGCAGCUGCAGCUCCCCCUGCUGGGGAAUGUGGUGUUCCUCACCCAGGGCCUCAAGUACAACUUUGAGCUCAUCCUCUUCUGGGGUCCAGGCUCCCUGUUUCAGAAUAAGUGGAACCUGCAUCCCAAGUACAAGCGCAAUGGGAACCGCCUCGAGCUUGCCCAGCAGCUUAGCAGAGUCAUCCUGCUGAUUGGUUUGGCCAAUUUGCUGCUGUGCCCCUUCAUCUUAGUGUGGCAGGUGCUCUAUGCCUUCUUCAGCUAUACAGAAAUCAUCCGCAGAGAACCUGGGAGCCUGGGCGCGCGGCGCUGGUCCCUGUACGGUCGCCUGUACCUGCGACACUUUAAUGAGCUGGACCAUGAGCUGCAUGGGCGUUUAGGUCGGGGCUACAAACCCACCUCCAAAUACAUGAACUCCUUCACAUCGCCGCUUCUGACUGUGCUGGCCAAGAACAUUGCAUUCUUCUCAGGCUCGGUGUUGGCUGUUCUCAUUGCACUGACUGUCUAUGAUGAGGAUGUUCUCACAGUGCAGCACAUACUCACCGCUAUCACUGUGCUGGGAGUUGUAAUCACUAUCACCAGGUCCUUCAUCCCAGAUGAGCAUAUGGUGUGGUGUCCGGAGCAGCUGCUGCAGUGCAUGCUGGCGCACAUUCACUACAUGCCAGACCACUGGAGGGGCAAUGCUAACAAGAGCGAGACCCGUGACGAGGUGGCUCAGCUGUUCCAGUACAAAGCGGUGUUUAUCUUGGAGGAGCUCCUCAGUCCGAUAGUCACACCCUUCAUUCUCAUCUUCCAUCUGAGGAACAAGUCUCUAGAGAUCAUUGACUUCUUCAGGAACUUUACAGUAGAGGUGGUUGGAGUAGGAGACAUUUGUUCCUUUGCACAGAUGGACAUCAGACGCCAUGGAAACCCAACAUGGCUGUCGGCAGGCCAGACGGAGGCCUCUGUCUACCAACAGGCUGAGAAUGGCAAGACGGAGUUGUCCCUCAUGCAUUUCACCAUUAAAAACCCACACUGGCAGCCGCCGCAGGAGAGCUCAGUGUUCAUCAGCCAUCUGAAGGAGAAGGUGCAGCAUGAUGCACAAAGCGGCCCCUCCACGCAGCUGCUGCUCUCUGAGGCUCCUCUCUGCACCUCCCUGCAGUCCAACGAGUCUGCCAUCGGGCCUGAUAAUCUGUUGGCCAGCGUCCUGGCUCAUCCCAUCCUAACUGCAUCUGGACUACAAGGGCGAGACCAUCGCUUCAUCCCCCCCGCCACUGCCGCCUCUGCAGCCGCCAGCGUCCUGGCGUCUUUGUCCACCUCCCAGGUCGCACAUACUCACCGCGCCCACUCCUCCAUCCCCCCCGAGAGCACCAUGUACCGCAGCGACCGCACCGGCAUUGACAGCAUGUGUAUCAGCGACUCCCGCGUCCGGAGCAAUGCACUCCAGUCAGAGUUUGCCUCGGCAGAGAUGAGCCUCCAUGCCAUCUACAUGCAUGAGCUCCACCAGCAGAGCUCCCAUCCACAGAGAAGUUUGGGGCAGAGCCAGAGCGCCAUGCCAAUGAGAGAUCUGCACACGAGCACUGGCCUCCAGCCCCACAGUGGCAUUGGUUUCAGUGUGUCGAUGCCUGCCCCUGUCCACCUUGGGGGUUGGCAGGAAGAGGAGGAGGAGGAUGAAGGUGACCAGGAGAUUAACAGUGGAUCUACUGGAGAGCAGGGCACUGGGGGUAGUUGUUGACGUGCCUUAUGUCAUAAGGUACAUAGAACUCUGCGGUGUGUGGUUCUGAACUAUGUGAUAUACUUGUUUGUUAAACCUAACAACACUGGCUUUUUAUCCUCUAUAGGAUAAUUAGCCAUUAUCAUUUUUCUUCUUUUUUUUUAGUGUUUACAUUUUGCUUUCUUCAACAAGCAUUGUGGCCUUAGAUGAGCUUCGUGGAGCGUUUAGCAUGGACCUUUAAACCGUCAUUCAGCAUUUCUUGAGGGAGGAAUUCGUUAAAUAAUCACUCUCUGCCCCCCCCCCACGCGUCCUCCUGUCACGUCGGGCAGACUGUGGCGUCAGGGAAAACACACGUCUUCCAUCCGUUUCACGCGAUCAUACGUUGUACAGACAAACCGGCCUAAAAGGUUCACGCGACUGAGGCCGACAGCGGGAGUGUAUUCAUAGAUCACUGUGUGACGGUGGGUGUGGAACGCAGACGGCUGAGGGCGACGCCUGCCGAGCCUGUGAGCAAGAACGGCGCCGCGUUCUGUGCUACAAAGACUGCGAGUUGUAUCAUAGCUGCCUGAACAAUUUAUAUCAUGUGAAAACAAAAGAAACAUUUCAAGGUGUGCUAUUCAUCCUGACGACUUGUAAAUACACUUUUGCAUCGUAUUUAAAGUCUAAGUUUUUACUACAAGAACCAAUUGUUGAAUUAGAUACCAAGUAUUGAUGGAUAAGAGCUCACAAAAUAUAGUAGUGUAUACAAACUACUAAAGUACUGUGUGUAUGGGUGUUUUAAAGCAGACGUACACAUGCUUUAAUGCUGCUGUCUGUACAGACUGUGUUCAGUAUUCAGAAAGUGAUGGUGGUUUAAAUUUAUGGGCAUCAGUCACACUUGCCGUGAAAAUCUCAAUGCAGAUAGAAGAUGUCUUUCAAAUUGGCUUCAUGCCGUAACAUCCUCAUAGACAGAUGUAUUUAAGUCCUAGUUUUCCAUAUUACCUCAGUGGCGUGAAGUAAACUAAUACUCCAAACGAUACCUCUGCGUUGUAUUUACUUCUGUAAAUACAGACACAUAUCAGGGUUGUUUUUUUUUUUUUUGUAGUGAACGCAAUGAAUCUUUUAACUGCAUUUUGGUUUUAAUGACAGGUGUAAGUUGAAGCCAUGUAACGUUCUUAUUUCUUGUCAAGCAGCAGAAACACUAGAGACACAUUAUUAUAUUGCAUCUGACAGUUUGUUGCAUACUAGCAUUUUUGUGUCUUUUUUUUUUCCAAUAUGCUCACAAACGUGAAACCACACUGACCUGUUUCAGAGUGUGCGCUGUGUCUACAACUUCAGGUUUGAAAAUGUUAAGGCUGCAGUUUCCACAGUCAAAGUUGGCUUAUUUUCUUAGCUUUAGAAAUAUUUAUUGCCCUUUCCCUGUCAGAUAUUUAAUUAUUGAAAAUCAAUUAUUUAUUGGCAAAAAAAAUUAGAUUUUGUCACAUAAUUAACUCCCCACUAAUAGAAGAAUUGAACCCACCUUCUCCCAAUGUAUUAAAAAUCAUUUAGUUAUGUUUGGUUUUAAUAUUGAUUUAUUAAUUCUAAAUCAAGCCCAGCUGCAUGACAUUGAAUGUGAUUUUUGCUUAAAAUAAGCUGGGACUAAAUCUGCUUGUAAAUGCAGUGCACAGAAUAUAAUUCUCUAUUUCAUUCUGCUUGGAUCACAGAAGAGGUGGUUCUCCUUUCAUCCAUUACUGCUAGACGUUAGAUGGUUCAGAUUGGCCUCACCCUCUCACAGAUUCAAAAAUGAUUCCACUUCCAGUGCGUCUGUGAAAGAAAAGAGCAUAUUUAUGUUAACAUGAUCGCUGAAGAAAAACAAAAAGAUCAGUCUCCAUCCUGAGCGACCUCAGUGUUUGUAUAUAAGCGUAGCAUCAGCACAUAGUGUAUCAUUAUUAUCCACAGCAAAACAUCUGGAACCCCACAGCCAGAUUCACACGGUGGUUCUCACCUCUGGUCAGUAAAUGUUCAGCCUGUUUCUGUGACUCUGGUCACUGGUUCGAUGUGGUGCAUCACACAUCGACUUGUGUGUCACGUUGUAAAAACACUGGAGCUCAACUUUGUGCACAGAGUUGGUUUCUUCUCCCCGUCUCCACAUUUACGCCGUGAUGUUUUAUUUUGAGCAGUGCCUUAGUAUUAAGGAUCCAUAUUUAUUUACACAUCAUGUAAAUCAUAUGUUUAAAGAUGAAGCAGCACAUAUGCACAGUGUUUUUUUUUUUUAACAUCGCUGUCACUGUAGCGUCGAGUAUGUAGUUAAACUGUGGUUGUGGUCAAAGGAGAGAUGAGUAGGAAGCUGCUCUGAGAUCGCGUCAUCUCUCUCUCGCGCCACGGUUUCUUAUCCACUUCACACCAGUCCGAGCGUCACAGCGACUGGAACCAGGUGCUAAGGAAAUGUUUUGUUUUUGUUACAUAGGCAUGUUCUUCAAAUAAAACACUAGCUGAACGAUGAAACAUGCCAAAAGAACCGUGUUUUCAGCACAGCUUUACAUACGUGUGUUGUUUGCUCUGAGUUUGUAGAGGCAAAUAAAUCCUGAGUGUGUUUAAUCUGUUCAUGUGUGGUUGAUUUCGUGGCCGUUUAUUUGAAAUAAACAGAUUUUAAGUUA
Betta splendens (Siamese fighting fish) is the source of this 5542-nucleotide messenger RNA. It is a transcript of the gene atg9b, whose product is annotated as autophagy related 9B. Gene Ontology annotation, biological process: protein localization to phagophore assembly site; autophagy of mitochondrion. Bases 537 to 2948 code for a protein of 803 amino acids. Gene Ontology annotation, cellular component: autophagosome; phagophore assembly site. NCBI's taxonomy places the organism in Eukaryota, Metazoa, Chordata, Actinopteri, Anabantiformes, Osphronemidae. The record is from RefSeq and is a predicted model, not a curated record. The transcript is spliced from 13 exons.